Fundulus heteroclitus (mummichog) is the source of this 4587-nucleotide messenger RNA. Its product is annotated as ankyrin repeat and fibronectin type-III domain-containing protein 1. NCBI's taxonomy places the organism in Eukaryota, Metazoa, Chordata, Actinopteri, Cyprinodontiformes, Fundulidae. The record is from RefSeq and is a predicted model, not a curated record. Gene Ontology annotation, cellular component: spindle. Gene Ontology annotation, biological process: establishment of mitotic spindle orientation; regulation of establishment of bipolar cell polarity. The coding region runs from base 320 to 3523 and encodes 1067 amino acids. Gene Ontology annotation, molecular function: protein binding. The transcript has 19 exons.
CCCCCGGCGGCUCUGACGGUCAGGUGCGCCUCUCAGUCUGCGGCGCAAACUUGGCGAGGCGAUGGAUUUUAUCCGAUCAGCGGGCUGGCGUUUCUGAACAAAUCAAACUAUGUCGUAGUAGCGUCGCUGCAGCGCCGCACAGAAGGCCGAUUCGGGUGAAAACAAUCACUCAACGAGUUCUAACUCUUCCUGCAGUUCCCUAACGUUUCACAUCUUUUUUCCCCCCCGACAUUGUCAUCAACUACUCUCCUUCUCCUCCUGUCCCCCGCCUCUCCUUUUGCCUGCCCUUUUUCCUCUCCAUCUCCUCGUCUCCUCUGUCAUGUCCAUAUCCAUGAGGAACCCACCUCAACGCCGGCGCUCUCUGGGUCCCGUCUCACCCAAACGAAUCUACAGGAACCUCUCCGUCAGGCUGAGGGGAGGAGAGUCCUCCGUUGCCGCGGCGGUGGAUGCACCCAAGCGCACCAGCAGGCCUGCAGAAGCCUACAAGACCCUGUGGGAGGCGGUGGAAAAUGAGGACACUGUGGCUGUGCAAACCCUUUUGUCCAAAGAUCAUGCCAGCUGUGGAGGAGGAGGAACAAGCUUGUGGGAGAGAGGAGAGAAGAAAGAGAAGGACUGGGAGAGAGAUAAAGAGAAAGGGGUGAACAGAGUGAGCGAACAGGGUCUGGUUCCGCUGGAUGUGGCGGCACUUACCCACAACUCCCCUCUUCUUCAUGUGCUGACAAAGGCAGGAGCCAGACAUAACCCUAUAUUGUGCCGGCCAGCGGACUGGGGGCUCAAGCUGGAUGCCCUGGUGGAUCUGGCCAGUAAUCGAGUGGAGGAGAGGAAGUCGGAGUUGGCCAGAAAAACAGGAGCAGGCCCCCAGGCGCAGGCUGAGGUCCAGAGACAGGCCCGCCUCUGGAGACUCCGGCUGCAGCUGUACUGCCGGAUGAGAGAGAACUUCCAGAACACAGAGCUCCCAGGCCCUCCCAGCCACGUGUCUUUACUGGUAACCAGCACCUCUUCCCUAUGCGUAGUGAUCAAGGAGCCAGAGGGUACCACCAUGGGGCUCAUCACCCGCUAUAAAGUGGAGUGGAGCACCUCGGCCAGCUUCAAACGGAUCCUGGGUACAGCCCAGGUUACAGAAACAAGGAAUCCCUCCUAUAUCAUAAACGGACUGACAGCAGGAGUGCAUUACUAUGCGAGAGCCAGUGCCUACAACGUGAAGGGAUGGGGCCCGCCUCAGUGCUCCACCCCGGUCAGCGCUGCCCCCUCCAGCUGGAGAGAGUGCGUCGGUGUGAAGUCGCUGCUCAGAAACCACGAGAGCCUUGUGAGGAAACUGCUGGAAGAUGCCAAAGAAUCCCACUACAGAGGAUUUUAUAUAGACAGCUCGAAGUCGCCGAGCCCCAGCAAGCGUCUGUCGAUGUCUCGGGGCAUCAAACAACUUUUCCAGUCUGCCACCAAGUUUGUUCGUCUCCUACAAAGGGGCGUGUACUUGGCCACUGUUUUCUACCACAAGGAUAACAUCCUGGUGACAGCUGAGGAUCAGAUCCCGCUGGUGGAGAUCCAGUGCUGCUCCACCUCCAUAAUCCAAGACUUCCUGUGGUUUGCCAAGUUGUCGUGCGCAUGGCAGCAGGUGCCCUGGCUUCAGCAGGGCCUGUCUUCUGCUCACUCCUCUCCCUCCUCCCUCCUCCAGAACAGGCACAACAUCUUAAGAGCCGUUUCUCAGCUGCAGUCUUCUCUAGGAACAAUGGAUUUGGGCCAGGUGUACUAUGAACCACUGAAAGACAGGCAGGGCAACGUGCUGAUAGUGACGCUGAGGGAGUUCCCCAAUCCUCCAUCCGGCCCCCCUGAACCCCCAUUUCACUGGAUGCCUCUGGACCGGCUGGAGAAGAAUCGCAGCAGAACUCCGCUGCUGCCUGAGCCCACCGCCAUGGACACGCUCUACGAGCAGCUGAAGGGCAAACUGUCCUUCCACAGGCACAGCAUUCAGUGGGCCCAGCCCGGUCUGUACGUGGGAAUCCUAAAGCUGUGCAGCUCGGUGGACCAGAUCAGGGUCCUGGUGCCUCAGAAGCUGCCCAACCUCCUCUGCCACACGCGGGUCCGACACAAUCCCCACGUGACCAGGGAGGAGUGGACUUGGCUGCAGAAUCAUGUUUACACAGCACACAGCGGCACCGCUCAGAACUUGCUGAGCGCUGAGGACGAGAGCUCGAUGGAGAGCAGCGGUGUGGUGGACUUCGUCAGGUCUCUGAGAGCCGCGGUCACACAUCUCCUGACAAAGCUCAACAUCCCCCUCUACAGGGCCUACCAGUAUGGCGUGUACACACGGGAGCUGCUGCAGUUUGGUGGGAAGGUCUCCAUGCUGCUGCUUCUGCCUCCCAGUGAGGACUUCAGCUCCAGUUACUGGCCUCUGGUGGGGACCAAAGAGCCCGGCCUCACCAUGCCUCUGCAGAUCUUUGAGCUGGUUCACUUCUGGAUCUACGAGCGGGACUUCCUGUGUCAGUACUGCCAGGCCUGGGUGAGGCUGGAGCUGGACACUCAUCUGGCCCAGCAGGCGCUGCGUGAGGCGCUGGACACCAAGGAGGUGCAGGAAGCCCGGGAGCGCCUCAACAACAUCACUGACCUUUCUCGUCGUUUGGAGAUGGUGUGGAGGGACGCCCGAUGGAUUAUGGACUGUCUGCAGUGUGUCCGCUCCAAGCAGUGGGUGGGAGCAGUGCCUUUGGGCCUGGUGAUGGGUGGGGACCCCCCACCAUGUCCGGAUGGUGAAGAAGAGGAAGACAGCUUGACCGCCAGGUUGAAAUGGCCCAGCCGGUUGCAAACACAAAGAUCUAUAGCAGGAGGUUCUGUCAGUGCGCCCUUAGCGGGUAGCGCCGCGAUCUCCACUCCAGAAGGGAUCACAGCUGUCCCCAAGGAUGCAGCGCUCAUGUUGAUGGAAGGCGUUGUGAAAGGAGGUUACCCCGUUGACAUCAGCCUUCAGUCGACAGCGGACCUGACCGGCAUCGGCCUGCCAGAGGGCGGAUACGCCGGUGCUUUGACAGAGUCUGGACUAAACCCUGCUGCUGUGGAACAGCUGGAGGCCACGGUGUUGGAGACAAUGGACUUUACCCCCAGCAUCACGGACGUCCUCCGGCCGAUGGAGAUGGCGGAGCUGGUGGACAUCUUGCCGGCGCUGAGUCUCAUUGAGGAGGAGAACCCCACCGCUCCAUUCACGCCAUCUGUAAUGGACAUGCUGGAGAACUUUGGACUUGGAAUCGGGGAGGAAAACACCCAUUUUAUUUUUGAGGGCCCAAGCUUGCUGAGUGAGGCCGGGGGGCAGUCGGAGACAAACAGCGUGAGCGAGAUGCUCUGUAAGGGUAUUAUAUCAAACGGAGAGGAAGUAACACCCUCUUGUACUGAUCUAAAUGCUUCAGAAAGCAACCGGCCUGUUCCGGGGCACGACUUUCCUCGAGACAAUGCUCAGACCAAGGAGGUUCCCAGCAGGGGAGCAUCUCUUCCAGCGAGAAGCCAAGUAGAAUGGGAGAGACCCUCCACUAGUUCCUCCUGAUAUCAAACUCUGUCUCUAUCGAAUCUCUGUCACACUCCAGCUCUCAAUGAAGGAAUGAAGUCCCAUUUGAGCUUUUUUUUUUUGAUCACUGUAUUUAUUAAUAGCAGAAAAUGAGAUGAGGAUGUCUUGUAAGAUAUAGGUACAGUGCAGCCUCAUCUGCGAUGUUGCUCCCAGUUUGAUGACUAUAAAUGUAAAGCUAGACCUGUUUUUGCACAUUUCUAAUCCUUUCAUGUCUUCUUUUCUAGCAUGUAGACUUGUGCUCGUAGGUUUACAUUCUGAAUAUGAAAAUAAUACCAAACCUUUACGCUUGCUUGGUGGUUGACGCCGUCGUUUGGUACCAAGCAUUUGUGUUUGCUCUUUUUAAAUCAUAAGGACAGCCGAAACUACCUGAGAGACCCUCUCACUUUACAUGACCUACAUAGCUGUUGUCCCCGUCUGCCUCAAUGGAACCAGCACCAGCGAGGGUGUCUGCCCCUCAACCAUGCAGCCCUUCUUCCUCAAAUACCUCCAUAUUGUGCAUCUGGAAACAAUGCGCCUUAUAUGUCAAGUGAAGAAAUCUGUGGGUUUUUUUUUUGCAUCUUGAACAACUCUUCUGGAAGAUGUGGUCGAAGCUGUCGUUGGUCUAGCAUUUCCAAAUUGAUCCCUCAUUUUUCCAGUACUUAAUUAGAAUCUGAACACUGCUGAUUGUCCUUCCGAAUUCCUCGGAUGUCUUUUGGUGUCCCUUUUCUGUUUUAUGAAGUUCGCCUACCUUCUAACAGAUCCCUCGAUGAGGAUGUUGCUUUCCCUCGUGGUUCUUGAAUGACUAAGUGCAUCAUUGGGUGAAACCACAGGUGACAGAAAUGGUUAUUCCUGUUCUGCCAAGGUAUGUUAACGUUUGAGCACAACUUUAGUUUACUAAACCUGUAUUUCAAAUGUAAAAGUGAUAAUGAUAAGCUAGAGUGGUAGAAAUGACUUGGGUAUUGCUUGCUCACUACAGGACACAGCCCCUUUGGUGCUCGUCUGAGCUGUAACAAACUCUUUCAAAUCAGUCAAAUAAAAGUGCUUCCCUUGGAGUUUAAAAGCAA